AUGAAUAAAUUUGAAAUAGAAUCUUGUGUGAAAUGGAUUGAAGAUAAUAAUUUUCAUACUAUUGCUUUACAAGUGCCUGAUGACGAUCUUGAUAAAAUACAAGAUUUGAUAGACCUAUUAACAUCAUCGAUUCAUGAUAGACAAAUAGAAAUAUUUCUUGUUGGUGACGGAUGUUCACCAUGUUGUAAUGAUUUAUUAAAUGCACAAUAUUGUAAUGCACAAGGUUUAAUUCAUUUUGGACACUCAUGCCUUUCAUCAUCUAGUGACGAUAAUCAACAAACAACACCUAUAUUCUAUGUAUUCUAUCAGCAAUCAUUACCCGACGAUGCAUCAAAUUUUCUUUUAACAAAUCAAGAUAACAGCAAACCUUAUUGUCUUGUUUUUUAUGAUCCAUGCUUUCGUGAUGCCAUUGAACAACACACGCCAUCGUCUCGUUUCAUAUUCUCUAAAAUCAGUUCACCGCAUUCUACUGAUCCUCUACAUUUCUCACUGUAUGGUCGUUCAGUAAAUAUACCUGUCCCACUUGAUCCAUCGAAUUAUUCCAUCGUUUUCAUUUCUCAUUCAAAAGCUUCAUUGCACAAUUUCACUCUUCAUUUCUAUGCUUACGAUUUUCGUUCGUUUCCAUCCGAUAGUUCCAUAUCAGCUAAAAAACUAUUAAGUAAACGUAUGUAUGCAAUAGAAUGCGCUCGAAAUGCUUCGUCAUUUGGUUUACUCACAUCAUCGAAUUCUCUAUUGAAUCUUCCAACAACUAUUCUUACACUGCUUGACCAUAUAAAAAAAUUAUUUGAUCAACACAAUCGUCAAUAUUAUACGUAUCUAAUGAAUACAUUAUCAAUCGCAAAAAUGAAUAAUUUCGAACGUACUGUUGAUGUUUAUGUUCUCUGUUCAUCGUGUACAGAAAGCAUAUGGCUGUCACCUGACUAUAAACAAUUUAAUAUACCAUUAAUUAGUAUUAACGAUAUUCUACAUGCAUUUGCAAAAGAUGAUGAUAGUUUAUCAUUAAAUUAUCUGUUUGAUUUAAGACAAAUUUUGAAGACUCUGAAGCCAAUUGAUGAAAAUGAAAAAAAUGAAAACGAAGAAAAUAAUGCAUUAAUACUUAAGAAUCCAAAUGCGCUUCUAUUGCAACAACGAGAUGGAGCGAAUCGAGGUCUUGAUGGUAGUCAUGCUUGGUGGGGUCUACAAAUAACAGAAAAUAUAAAUGAAGAGCAAAUAAAUCAGCCUAUAUCAGAACUUAAAGAAGGAAAAUCUGGUAUAGCAGCUGGUUAUACUAAUGAGAAAUUUUAA
Rotaria socialis is the source of this 1284-nucleotide messenger RNA. The record is from the annotation of a GenBank genome assembly. Lineage: Eukaryota; Metazoa; Rotifera; Eurotatoria; Philodinida; Philodinidae.